Esox lucius (northern pike) is the source of this 1647-nucleotide messenger RNA. RefSeq names its product butyrophilin subfamily 1 member A1-like. Gene Ontology annotation, molecular function: protein binding. Lineage: Eukaryota; Metazoa; Chordata; Actinopteri; Esociformes; Esocidae. The record is from RefSeq and is a predicted model, not a curated record. The coding region runs from base 172 to 1368 and encodes 398 amino acids. The transcript has 7 exons.
ACAGUCUUCGGUUCUACGAAAAUAUUGUAUGUAAACAAGGUCAGUCAUACUGCAGCACAGCCUACGCUAGCUAUUGUAAUAGAAGUUACAUUUAAUCGGAAUACUCUCCCGUCUGGAAGACAUCGAAGACUAACAUUACAACAUUCGGACAGGAUCUGAGCAGUUACCAAGAUGAUGCAGUGUUUCCACUUCAUGAUCGAGCCAGCCAAGAACAUUACUGCCAGGCUUAAGGAAUCUCGCAAGAGGGCGAAGAAUGAGAAGAGAGAGUCUUUGGAUGAGAAUCAGCUGUUUAUAAUGGAGCUCGCUAGGGAUCUCAACCGAGUAUGCCUGAGGUCUGAGGUGCUCCAGAACAUCUGGAACCAAGAGGACAUCUGGCCUAUUCCUCUCUGCAGGGCUUUCAUCUUGGACUGGGCCUCAGUGCUGGAGAGCAAGAAGAGGCCCAUGCAGACGGAUGGCUGGCCAGAAAUCAGCGAGGUCAGGGAGCGGGACCUGUUCAGUGAGCAGGACGUGAAGAACGCCAAGGGGACCAUCGUCAACUGGACCAAGGACCUUAGAGCUCAACCUGAGCAGAGUGUUUGGCCUGGGGAAGCCGUGGCUCUGGUUCUGUCCGACCUCCAGGCGGCAUGGAGGAACGGCCGCACGCCCAACCUGCUGACAGCCAUGGAGCUGCUCAUGUGGGUCCUACUGACACAGGGCCUGGACAAGGAGGCCAUCCCUAAACAGUGGCUCAUCUGGAAGCAGAGAACUCAGAAGAUAGGCGCUGUCCGCUACAUUCCUCAUUCAGUGUGGGACUGGAUCUCCAAUGCCGCGGUGGAGAUCUCACUUGACCUGGACACGGCCAACCCUGACCUGCUCAUCUCCAGCGACGAGAAGAGGAUGCGAUGUGGCUUCGUGAGGAAGGAGGUGCCCAACUACCACCAGCGCUUCGAUGGCUGGUGGUGCGCCACCGGGGUGGAGGGCUUCGACUCCGGCCGCCACUACUGGGAGGUGGAGGUGGGCGAGCGAGAUUUCCGGCUGGGCGUAGCCAAGGAGUCCGCCCUGAGGAAGGGCUUCAAGUCCCUGAACACCAACACGGGCUACCUGACCCUGCGCCUGGAGAGGGGCACCGAGCUCAAGGCCCUGACGGUGCCCUUCACUGCCCUUCCCCCGGGCCUCAUCCCGCGCAAGGUGGCCGUCUACCUGGACUACGAGCGCGGCCAGCUGUCCUUCUACGACGUAGACAGCCGCUCGCACAUCUACACCUACAACGAAAGCUUCAACGAGAAGCUGUUUCCGCUGUUCGGCACCACGGAGUUCAAGGACCUGGUGAUCAAGUCCCCUGGGGGCAAGAACCACUGCCUCUGUUCUUCCCUGUGCCUGUGGGGCUGAACCCUCCCCCUCAUGGUCACCAUCACGCCACUGCUGUAAUCACAACCUUACUGUAAAGAACAAGACUAAACGCUAUGGAAUAGCUGUGUGACCACUGACGCUGCUGCCAUUUCUUCCGUGCGGUUGUUUCUGUCCAUUCUUUGCUGAAGUUAUGCUAUGCGCUCACGUGUUCUCUACUUCUCGUUCAUUUGUAAGAAUUCCGUAGAAUUGUCACCCUUGUAAUAUGUAAUCCUGCAAUAACAAAGCACUUUCUGUGAAGAAUAAAUAUUAUGAAACUCA